This is a messenger RNA of Ipomoea nil (Japanese morning glory), 1587 nucleotides long. RefSeq names its product patatin-like protein 2. Bases 65 to 1297 code for a protein of 410 amino acids. Gene Ontology annotation, molecular function: monoacylglycerol lipase activity; glycerophospholipase activity. Gene Ontology annotation, biological process: lipid metabolic process. The transcript has 7 exons. The record is from RefSeq and is a predicted model, not a curated record. NCBI's taxonomy places the organism in Eukaryota, Viridiplantae, Streptophyta, Magnoliopsida, Solanales, Convolvulaceae.
UCUUUUAUCAUUUUCUCUUGAUAACAUUUUUUUUUUUUUUUAUAUAUCAUACCAAUCCUUUGAAAUGGGAAACAGCCAGACAACCCCAUCGUCCCCCGCCACCGGAGGGUACAUUGCUGCGUCCAUCCCUCCCAGCGGCGUUGUCACCAUCCUUAGCAUUGAUGGAGGUGGCAUCCGUGGCAUCAUCCCCGGCACCAUUGUCGCUUACCUUGAAGAGCAGCUUCAAACUUUUGACGGUCCGGAUGCAAGAAUAGCGGACUACUUCGAUGUGAUUGCCGGAACGAGCACCGGAGGACUGAUGACCACCAUGUUAGCGGCGCCGGACAAGAACAAGCGCCCCCUCUACGCCGGCAAGGAUAUCGUCCCUUUCUACAAGGAGCACGGACCAUAUAUCUUUCCAGGAAACACAUCGGCGUGGCAAAACAUGUUGGCAGGCCCCAAGUACGACGGCAAAUACCUACACCAAGUCCUCAAGAACAACCUGGGAGACACCCGGUUGAGCCAAACUUUGACUCAUGUUGUCAUCCCUACCUUCGAUAUCAAGACCUUCCAACCCACCGUUUUCACCACCUGCGAUGUUAAUGAUUCCCCCGAAAAGAAUGCUAAGUUGUCAGACAUAUGCAUUGCCACCUCCGCAGCUCCCACGUACCUCCCCGGCCAUUACUUUGACACCGCCGAUGCUAAGGGCGGAAAGGUCGAGUAUAACCUCAUUGACGGAGGUGUAGCGGCAAACAAUCCGACUCUUAUUGCGGUUAGCACGGUGACACAAAGGAUGAUGGCUGAGGAUAAAAAAUUCCUGCCAUCAUCAAUUUCGUCGAAUGAUCCAACUGGGUGCCACCAUUUAUUGAUAUUGUCGAUCGGCACCGGCAAUGCAAAAAAAGCCGAUAAGUACACGGCGCAACAGGCGGCGACAUGGGGUGUUUUGGGGUGGCUGGCCCAACGAGACGGCAACCCUUUGAUUGAUGUAUUCUCCGGUGCAAGUGCGGACAUGGUGGAUUAUCAUAUCGCCACCAUUUUCCGUUCUCUUAAAGCCGGAGAUAACUAUCUCCGCAUCCAGGAGGAUGAUUUAAAAGGGUCGACCGCCUCGGUUGAUGUUACGACAAAAGAAAACUUGGAUGCACUUGAAGAGGUUGGCAAGAACUUGUUGUCCAAACCGGUUAUGAAGCUGAAUCUAUUGACAGGGAAGAAUGAACCGGUCCCCCAAGCUGGAACUAACCAAGAUGCUCUGAAAAGGUUGGCCGGUUUGCUGUCGGAGGAGAGGAGGCGCCGCACAAUCGCGGCACUUAACGGCAACUAGUAGCCAAGUUACGUUGUUGAUCAAUAAUGAGAUCAUAUCGUGUGUCUUUUAUUUCUGAUACUUGAAUUAUUGUUGAAUAAGGCACAUACCCUGCCACAUAAAAAAGGUUGUGCGACUGGGAUUGUUUACAUAAGUAUGUGUCAUGUGUGUUAGUGUGUGUAUCUUGUACUGUUCUGGGGAAGAAAAAUUCCGGUUUAUAUUACUAUGAAUGUAAUAAUAAUUCUCAAAGAAGAAUGGAAUAAAUCAUUAUCAAUUGCUCUUCUCAUAACAGAUUCUCUGUUCUUUCAGCA